Molecule: messenger RNA, 2043 nt
Organism: Aspergillus lentulus
Lineage: Eukaryota; Fungi; Ascomycota; Eurotiomycetes; Eurotiales; Aspergillaceae
Source: RefSeq, a predicted model, not a curated record
AUGUGCAGUGAGCCUGGCGGUUGCAGUGGCGGUGGGGGAGGUGGUGGCGGCGACGAGGAUCCGUCGUGCAGCGUCAAGGAGACGGCCACCAUCUGCGCUGAAUAUUGUACUGUGACGACCAACGCAGCUGCCGCGACAACAACCUCGUGCACAUCGACCACUUGCAUGCCAACUGUGGGCUGCAGUGUGACGGGGACGACGACUUCGACAAUCACCUCGACGAGCAGCGCUGAUUGUCCCUUCGCGACGGAUAUUGGAACCGGCAAUAAAUGCAAACCAUGUGCCUGGGCCUUUGACACGGUUUCCGAUUUAGACGCGGAAGGGAACCUCAGAAUUCGAGAAGGCUUCCAACCUGUCUACGCUACUAUUACAGCGCGGGCCAUAGCCCCUCCUCAUGCUGGUCUGGUGAAGAGGGCCCCCGCGAGGACUUCUACUGCCCUUGGAGGUUGCCAAUUCAAAGCGGGGGCAUCUGUUACCAUCCCAGCCUACAAGGGUCCACAGAACUAUGUCCAGUCAGCCAUCGCUGGAGAACUUCCUGCCUCCCUCUCAAUGUCCAGGUGGUACAGCAAGACGACUGUUGACUGCGCGCCCGUCACAACCAUGAUAUCCGAUGAGCAGAUACAGCCUUUCCUAGGGAAUGUCAAUCAGUCACCGACUAUCGAACAUUGCUAUGAAUUGAACUGGAUGGACGGAUUCUGGAAGUAUCUGUUUACUGAACAACACUACUCCUGCGACGAUUUCAACAAACUCAUGUUCGACGGUUGCAACAUCCUUCAGCCUGUUUAUGAUAGCCUGCCGGGAGACGAGCAUUGGGACUUUGUUGGUAUAACUCAAGAGUUAAAUUCGAUCAAGGCCCUGAUAGGGGGCGAGUACCAAGAGACCAUUGUCAGGCAAAGUGCAAAUGCCCGCAAGAAAACUAUAGUGCCCCAGAAACCGUGGAAGGCUUCAGAAGCAAUAAUCAAGGAAAGAAUGGGGGUUUUAGAAAAGAUCGCUCUUGGUUGUGAUCUAUGGACUUCAAGCGCCAUCUUCGGUCCACUUGAUUCAACAAAUCAUCGGAUAUACUCCGCCUUGAGAGGUGUUGAUGCUGAUCUAGCGGCAACAUAUCGAUUUUGGAUGACAAAUAUCAGGAUUCCCCAGCAGAUGGCGGCAGGCAGCGAACAAGCUGCACUUCUGAUCACAUCCAUUGAGACAGGACUUAACACCGCCACUGCGAAGGCAAUGGAAACAGAAGAUGGCGCAGACCGUUUGAGUGAAUACCGCAAGGCAUUACAAGCUAUACGUGAGAGAUACCAUCUUGACGGCACAGGGAACGUGUGCAACAAGCCUAUCAAUUUGAAUUGGAAUAUGGCUACUACAGAUGGCGCCCUGAGGCCCCUCCUUGCCGGCCGAGAUUCAUGUCCAUUCCCAAUCACGACCAAUACUCCGACCAAACCGACUAGCACAUCUGCUGCUCCAACAAAGACUACCACAUCUUUAUCUAUUCCAACCCCGACCAAAUCCAGUGAUCCAAUUUACUGCUUCAAUGAACACAGCGAUAGCUCCUAUGUACCAUUCGAAAUCGCUGGGGCACGGGCAGCGAUGGGAGCACUUUGCAAUAACGGCAAUUCACUAAUGCCUGGCGGACCUCCAUACACGUAUGUAUACAGUGAUCCCUAUGGAAUCAACGUGAUUGCAUCUGUUCAAUGGGCCCCGGAUCAGUCUGGCUGCAAGCCAGAGAAGGAAGUCGAGAUGAAAACCCACUGUAAAUCUUCAAUUGAGAAUUGUUUGUCCAAAUGUAGAAGUUCUACCGAGGGCUACGGUGGUGCUUUUGUUGAAAAUGAAGGGUCUGGUUGCAUUCAGUGGAUGCUCUACGCGCGGAAGGGCAAAGGGCAGUGCAGCUGCAACGAAAAUGGGUGUACACCCGAUAGCCCUGCAUGCUGUGCUAAUGGUUCCUGUGGUAAGAGUAAUGCGUUGAUGUCGGCGAAGAUGAAGUUGAUCUCACUGGACGAGGUGGAUCCUGCGUUGAGCCUCAGGCUGAACAUGCAAAGUACGGAGGACAAUUGA